Molecule: messenger RNA, 1945 nt
Organism: Diuraphis noxia (Russian wheat aphid)
Lineage: Eukaryota; Metazoa; Arthropoda; Insecta; Hemiptera; Aphididae
Gene: GckIII
Product: Germinal centre kinase III
Biological process (GO): protein phosphorylation
Cellular component (GO): cytoplasm
Molecular function (GO): ATP binding; protein serine/threonine kinase activity
Source: RefSeq, a predicted model, not a curated record
AUGUUUUACUUUUAGAAAGUCGACCCGGAACUCAUAUUUACCAAGCAAGAACGUAUUGGUAAAGGUUCAUUUGGUGAAGUUUUUAAAGGGAUAGACAAUCGAACACAACAAAUUGUGGCMAUUAAAAUAAUUGAUCUGGAAGAGGCUGAAGACGAAAUUGAAGACAUCCAACAAGAAAUUAUGGUUUUAUCUCAAUGUGACAGUCCAUUUGUCACCAAAUAUUUUGGUUCCUAUUUAAAGGGCACUAAGUUAUGGAUUAUCAUGGAAUAUCUUGGUGGUGGUUCAGCUCUUGAUUUAAUGAAAGCUGGUAAUUUUGAAGAAAUGCAUAUUGCCAUUAUACUUAGAGAAGUUUUAAAGGGUCUUGAUUAUUUACAUUGUGAACGAAAAUUACACAGAGAUAUUAAAGCGGCAAAUGUUCUAUUAAGUGAAAUUGGUGAUGUAAAAUUAGCUGAUUUUGGUGUUGCCGGUCAAUUGACAAAUACAACUAGUAAGCGGAAUACAUUUGUUGGUACACCAUUUUGGAUGGCGCCUGAAGUUAUUAAACAAUCUGCUUAUGAUUCCAAGGCGGACAUUUGGUCAUUAGGAAUAACAGCUAUAGAACUGGCCAAAGGUGAACCGCCCAAUUCCGAACUACAUCCAAUGAGGGUAUUAUUUUUGAUUCCAAAAAAUAAUCCUCCUCAAUUGACAGGAAACUAUACUAAACAAUUUAAAGAAUUUGURGAGGCAUGUUUAAAUAAAGAUCCUGAAAAUAGACCAACUGCAAAAGAACUUUUAAAAUUUCCAUUCAUCAGAAAAGCUAAAAAAAGUUCAUACUUGGUGGAUCUUAUUGAUCGUUACAAAAAAUGGAAAUCUCAACGUAACGAAGAGAGCGAGACAGAGUCAGAAAGUUCUGAUGUUGAAGAUUCUGGUAAAAAUGACAGUGAUUUAGAUGAACCAUGGAUCAUGACUGUAAGAGGACCCAAUUCUUUAAAGCCUUUAUUAAAUUCCACUCCUGAAUCAAGUUCUGCUUCACCAUCUCAACUGCUGUCCAAGAAAACUCAACAAAAUGGAUCAUUACAAUCAUCUAAAAAGCCAUCCAAUCACAAAUCUAAUGUUGUUGAAUCAAAUUUGGUUGUCACUCAUAUUCAUGGGUCCAAAAAUUCAGAUAAACGUAAUUCAAAUUCACAAGAAAUUGAAAUGAAACGCAACGUUACUCGCACAUCAGAACAUAUGGAUAAUAAAAAACAGCCUGUUCACCCCAAGUCUAGCCAGAACCAGAACAACUCUUGCUGGUCACCAUGUCUUUCCCUUUUAAUAUUUCCUUUGAUAUCUGAGUUACAAAAGAGAUAUCGGUACAAGAACAAUGUGUCCUAUAAGAUUGAUGCUAUUGAAGAGUUGAAAAAUUCUUUUGAGUUGGCUGAACGUGCAAGCCCGGGCAUAAGUGAUCAGUUUCUCAGAGAAAUGAUACACAAAUUAUUACCAUCAUUAUCUGAACAGAGGAUAUCUAACAUGCUAGAUCAUAUGAUUAGGGAUAAACAUUGAUCACAGUUAAACAUAUUUUCUUUUCACGUUAUUAUUUCGUUAUAGUAUUAUCAUUAACGUCCUAGCCAAUUAAUUUGAUCAGACAAUAAAAAAAUAAUUCAUCUUUCAAGUUAGUUAUUUUCAUGAUGAUUAUUAUUAAUUUUGUUUAAUUUUUUUUUUCAUUUAUGUGUUAUAUUGUGAGUUUUUAAAUACUAUUUAUUAUUAUUAUUUUUUUUUUUGUUUAUAAUUUGAACUGUUGUAUGAUUGAUGUGUCAUAAAUUUGUUGAAUUCAGAUCCUAAAAUGUUUUGUAGGGUAUUAGUGUUAAAUUUUGUGAUGGAAACUCAAAUAAAUAGUAUUGAUUAUGAACCCUCAAGAAUACGCGUUUAACACACUAUCAUUAUUAUUAUUAUUAAUAUUAUAUAUAUAUUUUUUUUUACUAGGUAU